Lycium barbarum (goji berry) is the source of this 4207-nucleotide messenger RNA. Its product is annotated as protein DEFECTIVE IN MERISTEM SILENCING 3-like. NCBI's taxonomy places the organism in Eukaryota, Viridiplantae, Streptophyta, Magnoliopsida, Solanales, Solanaceae. The record is from RefSeq and is a predicted model, not a curated record. The coding region runs from base 2689 to 3864 and encodes 391 amino acids. The transcript is spliced from 8 exons.
UAAAUCAUAAAAACACUUAAUUAAUGCUAAUGGGCAUCUUGAAGAGCUCUCUUGCAUGUGUUCUGAUACAAUUCUUUGUCAAUUUUGAUGAUCCUUUUGGCUGCUGGUUUUAGUAAAUGUUGCUCUCUCCGUUUCGAUUUGUUUGCCUGGUUUUUGACUUGGUACGGAGUUUAAGAAAGUAUGGAAAGAUUUUUGGAUCUUGGGGUGUUAAAUUAAAGAUAUAGAACAACAACAACAUAUCUAGUGAGAUCCACAAAAUGGGGUCUGGGGGAGGAUAGAAUGUACGCAGACCUUAGCCCCUGCCUUGGGAGAUAGAGAGGUUGUUUCUGAUAGACCCUCAGUGCAAGGACAAGCAAAGAUUAAAGAUAUAUGAAAUGUCCUUUAAUCUUGUGGUCUUAGAACAUGCCAUGUGGAAAGUUGGGAUUGAAGAGUUGCAAAAAAAAAAAAAAAGGAAAGAGGGGUUCUUUUUUAAACGGCUUAAAAAUGAAAGUAAGACAAACAAAUUGAAAUAGAGGGAAUAUGAAUCAGGGAAUAUUGGGUUUUAGUUAGAGAUUUUUACGAUAUCCAACUGUUUCAAUAUGCUUCAUGAUCACGUAGGAAGGAGGAUGUUAGGAUCGAGUGGAAAAGGGAAUUUUUACAAAGCAAGAGUGGGCGUGUGAGCUGUGAACUGCUUUUUCUUUAAAGGUUGAAUCUUUGAAAAAGUCUCUGAUAAAAAUACACCAAUUCUUUUCGAGCCUGGUAUAUCAACUCUCAAGCUACUUCAAUAUUUAGCUUCCCUUUCCUUUUAGAGCCAGAGUUCUUUUUUAUAACCCUCGACUGAGGAGGGCUGGGAAGCCUCAGGAAGAAGUAAAUCGAAAUAUGGUGGAAAACAAUGCAAGCUUGCAUUUGAUGGACUUGUAAAUGAAGCAGAAUCAAUACCUAGCCUCAUGGAAUCCCUACAAGAUUAGAGAGGGAUUCUUCUUUUUGGUUUUUGCACACCUGUACAUAUUUCAGCACUUGCUUAAUGCUGUUGUUAUAAUAAAAUUACCUUUUCUAUAAAAAAGAAUAUGGAAGAGCAAUAUACUCUGAAAGCAAAACAUUUCACAUGACUGGCCGAUUAGAACUACGUCCACAAGUAGAGAGGAGCAAUUCACUAUAUCAGUGAUGGGUACAAAGGGUAAAGAAUAGAUGACACUCUAAUAAUCUCAGUACGCAUUAGAAGAUAGCAUAACCUCACUUUUUUUUUUGACCAAGUAAUUGAAUAACCUCACUUGAUACAGUCCCAAAAUGCUCACAAAGAGGUUUACUCAAGUGUAAGGUCUGAGACUUUUUAACAAAAUUAUUUCACCCAAACCCUAACACUGAACAUAACUGAAAACCCCAUAUCUUAAUGUAGUUUCACUCAAAAGAUAGUGUCAAUUAAUAGGCAGAUUCGGCCUCCACGCAAAUCCUUUGCAUUUAAUAUAACAGAUCUUCACAGUACAACCUAAUUUAAUUCUUCAGAUCACACUUUAUCAAAGAAUCUGCGUGUUGCACCCAUUUUGUCGAAACAAUGCAUGACUUACUAUUGGUUGUUACGUUCUCCUCACACCACAACAAAGCCCCAAUUUAGGUAAUGGCAUCCGCGUUCAUAUCACAUGGUGGAAUAGAUGUAAAUGAUUGUGCAGUUAUUGUUGAUAUUACUAGCUCAUUACAUAGCUUGUAAUAGUUUCCUCUUUUGAUUGUAAGUUUCAACCUCUUCAAACAUUCUCUUUUUGCUGGUAUAUCUAUAAAAGUUACUCUUUAGCAAUUAAAAAGAAAUAUCUGGCGGAAUUAAUGAGGUUGCCAAGUUGAAUAAAGAUUGCCCACCAACUUGUUUUGAGAAGAUAUGCCAGCUGAAAUUAGGACGAAACAAACAAAAGAGUUUGCAUGUCUAUUUACAGAAAAGUUAGGACUCUCACCAUGCCUAAAUGUGGCAGUUCACUUUUAGUAUUAUGUUUAAUUUUUAUUAUUCCAUUACCUUUGACAAAGCUGCAAGUUACUUUAUACUUGUGCAUUAAUUUUCAAGAACUACUAGAGGCUUGAUGCGCACUAUAGGUGUGUUUCUUUUGAGCCACACAUUGGAAGGAAACCAACAUGGAUAUAACUAACAGGCAAAACUUUAUCAAGUUUCAAGUUAAUCAACUUGAUCUAUGAGAGCAAACAUGCUCUUUUGAACUUUGGAUCUGAUUACAUAAUUGAAGGUCCUUAAUUUAGUUCUUAUGUAUUAGAAUUCGUUAAGCCUGGUAAUGGCAAGUGAAAUGAGGUUACUUAUAAAAUAUGGCAUGUAAAAUGGGGAUGAUCUUGUGGUUGAGAAAUAAAUGAGGACUAUAUUCAAGAACUGAGAUUACUAUUUAGUCCCUGCCUUAUUUUAUUUGGUUUUAUUAAUCCAUUUAUUUUACUGCUUGCACUUCGGAUAUGGGAGAGCCAUCUUCUUCACAAGAUAUGCUGCGGUGGUGAGGUUGGCUAAGGGUUUAGCUGACUUGCUCGGGUGUUAUUAGAUAGGGUCUUGGUGGCGGAUAUUGGUCUGCUGGUAUUCAUCUGCAUGGCAAUUGACUGUGGAAACCUGAGAGUCCUAAUAUUAUUUUUUGAUCGCUACCCAUCAGUCCUAAGGCACUAGUUGUGCAUGAUCCAUUGCUCAAUCAAGGAGGUCAGAGUAAUUUGUUUGUUUUUGCUGGCAAUCGUGACACGAUGCAAAAUGGAACAGCUGAGGCAGUUGUCUGCAAUUCCAAGAAACUUGAGGAUGCAAUGCAGGAGAUUGGUCUAAAAAUUAAACACCAUGAAGAUAAUAUCAAAUUCUUAAAGGCUCAGAAGAACAAGUUGGAUGAUUCAAUUUUGGAUUUACAAGUUUCUCUUGGCAAGAUUCAUUCAACAUGUGGAACUGAUUCUGAAAAUAAGGAAUCUUCCAAUGGGUGGAGUGAGGAGGAAACCAGUGAAAAAAUCUUAAGACUUGAUAAAUCCGCAGCUGGCAUCUGUUGCCAGCUGAAAACAGAUCAUGGAAGUCAGAUUACUCAUAUUCCGUUGAUGAAGGACGUCAUGGGUAUUGUUGCUUUGCUUGGGAAGGUUGACGACGACAAUCUCAGCAGGCUUCUCUCAGAUUUUCUGGGGCUAGAAACCAUGUUAGCAGUUGUUUGCAAGACGCAAGAUGGACUUAAAGCACUGGAAACAUAUGAUAAGGAAGGUUUUAUAAACAAAAGUUCUGGUCUUUAUGGCCUUGGAGCUGCAAUUGGGAGAGAUUUGGAUGACCCAUUUCUUGUAAUCUGUCUUGGGAACUUAAGACCAUACGCUGGUGAAUUCAUUGCUGAUGACCCUCAGAGGAGGCUUGAUUUAAUGAAGCCAAGAUGGGACAAUGGGGAAACUCCUCCUGGUUUUCUUGGUUUCGCUGUCAAUAUGAUCAAUAUUGACACUGCAAACUUAUAUUGGGCUACAAGCACUGGUCAUGGCCUCAGAGAGACCCUCUUCUAUAAACUCUUCUCACGGUUGCAAGUAUACAAAACAAGGGCAGACAUGUUGCAGGCACUACGUGUUAUAACUGAUGGAGCCAUAUCUUUGGAUGGUGGGAUCAUAAAACGUGAUGGUGUAUUUGUCCUAGGCAAGAGGGAAGUAGAGAUCAAAUUUCCAAAGAGUUCCAGAAGUUCGAAUAUACCUGAAAACUAUUUUGAUACUGAGAGCCGGAUGAAGGAGCUGAAGUGGAAAAGGGAAAGAUUUUUGGAAGAUUUACAGAGAGAACAAUCAUUCCUGGACCAAGCAAAGUUCAACUUUGAAAUAAAGAAGCAAGAGUUUGUCAAGUUUCUUGCACAUAGCUCAUCCUAUGUCACAGCGACUCAGGUUCCGGCAGGAGGGGAGCGGUCGACCCCAAUAUCAUGAUUGCGUAUUCGAGAAGCAUUUCUACAUUAGACAGGAGGAAACUUUAUCAGUUGAUUCAAUGCUCGAGCUGUUAAUUUAUAUUCUGGACAAUGCCCUCGUAGAUUAUAUGUGCAGUUUUAUGUCAUCCUUGUUUGGCUCAAUUUCAGAUUUGGGUGCAGUCUUAUGCCAGUCUGAUUCUUGUUUAGGUCAAUUUUCAUAGAUGAGUAGUAAGUUCAUUCAGGACAGUACCCUUUUCUCUUUUCCCAUCUUUUAGAUAUAGCAUGUUCUAUCAAUGUACAGGAUCGUGUUAGUUGUUGCACUUCACUUGAUGCUUAAGGUUGAAAUUUAUGCUACUUUUAUCUAA